UUGUUUUUAUAAUCUGCGGGUGAUCAGCAACUCCUCAAUCGUCGACUAUCUGGCAAGAAUAAACCGGGCUUAAGUCGACGGUCCAAAGUACCAAAAGUACUCGGAUAAAAAUUCCGAUACAAGAUGAUUCAUGAUUAACGUUUUACGGAGUAAUAGUUAUGGUUAUCGAACAAUAUUAAGUUCAGUUCCGUAGUUUUUUAUGCUACUUGCUUGAGACACAGAAAGACGAAAGAAGAGAAUCCCUAAUUUGUUCUACACAGGGGGUAGGCCAAAUAUUGAAUGUGUUGGAAACGUCCUCUCCUAAAAUGCAAAUGUUUGCAGUCUCAAAGCUGAAAAACUAUAUUAUCUAUUCAUAUGAAGAUUUCAUAGCCGCAUAUGUCUACCAUAUCUACUCGUUUUUAGGUAUCUCUCAUAGAAAUUGCUCCUCUUAAGAGCAAUUUUGGCCUACCAUGUUCACGAGGCGAGUGUAUAUACAGGGAGUUUCAAAAGAGCAAAAGUCGAGCUGUAUUUUUUUUAGCAUUUAUUUAAUUAUUAAUAAUAAUAAUUAUUAUAAACUUAAUUCUAAAAAAUUGACACUAAAGAAAAUGAUUUAGCUUCAUCGCAGGCAUGUAGGCUAAGACGGUAAGACGGUAAGGAGUUUCCUUCGUUUAUAUGAAGUUUUUUUUUUAUGAUGAAUCUCCAGACGAGCGUUGGUGCAUGUUUUUGAAAUCACCCUGUUUAAGCGUGUUUAUUUCGCUACCGAAAACAAUUCCACCUGCGACGGGGUCGACGACAGUCUUUCACGCAAAACCAGUUCCGUAAAAAUAAAACGGUUCUGCUUCUGCGAUGGCCGGUCGUCGUCGCCGCCGCCGCCGUCGUCACUCGCGAUCCGAACCCCGCGAAAAUGCGUCUCCUGGUGCUCCUCGUGGCCUUCGCAGCCAUCUCCCACGGGAGUAACGUCGAAAUAUCGACGAAGAAGUCGCCUCUCGAGUACCAACCGCAACGCCCGUCGUAUUUUGGACAGGGCGGCGGCCUAGGGCAGCUCGGUCAAAUCGUCCCACAAGGUGAACCGUGGCCUGCCAACCACCAGGACUACACGUCCUCCACGCCAAAGACAUCCACAUCGGAGACCGUGACACAGUUCCCGUCGCAUUUUCAAAUACAUGUCGCCGAGGCGGCGGCGUCUAAACCGCCCCCGGUAAACCAAAACGCACCACCAUCAACUACCAUCACCCCCACCACCACCGCCCGCGUCACCACGUCUAAGCAGCCCACGAGACCUGGUGGAGGAGGGUUCUGGUCACAUUUGUUUCCAGCCGAAAAUAAACCGACCAGUCCCGCUCCCCAGUCAGACGAGGGUGGCGGUUCGACCGCUUGGUCGCCGCCUUGGAAGCCUUGGUUCGAUUUGCUAGCCGGAUUUUUGCCGCAUGCGAAUCGCCUGGCGUCGAACGGUACCGUGUGCGUGUGGGAAACUCUGGAUGCUGAAGAUGACGGCGAUCUAGAUUUGGACCGAAACUUGCUGCCGUGCGGCAACGGAAGCAGCUUGAUAUUUGUCGGGGACCAAUUGGAGUCCUUGGGCGGCCUUUGGCCUUCUGGUGAGCAAAACUUAAACAGCACCAAGCUUGAUUUAAAAGAUAGAAAUGACGAGGCAGUGACGGAGUCUUCUCUGGAGACAGUUUCUCAUAAACUUAGUUCUUUAAGACCAACUGGCGAAGGAUUUUUGGGACAGUUGGAGCCAUCGGGCAGCCCUUGGCAUGCUUCUGCUAAUAAAAAUUCAUCUCUUAGCGGUUCCAAGCCCCAUUUGGAAGGUAGAAAUAACAUAACGUCGACAAAGUCUCCCCUGGAAUACGUUUCUCAUAAGCCUAGUUUUUUGGGACCCACCGGCGGGGGAUUUUUGGGACAGUUGGUGCCUUCGGGCAGUCCUUGGCCUGCUUCUGCCGACAAAAAUUCGUCCCUAAAUGAUUACAAACCCAAUUUGGAAGAUAGAAAUGAUGAGACAUCAACGAAGUCUCCUCUGGAAUACGUUCCUCAUAAGCCUAGUUUUUUGGGACCCACCGGCGGAGGAUUUUUGGGACAGUUGGUGCCUUCUGGCAGUCCUUGGCCUGCUUCUGUAGACAAAAAUUCGUCCCUAAAUGGUUCCAAACCCAAUUUGGAAGAUAGAAAUGAUGAGACAUCAACGAAGUCUCCUCUGGAAUACGUUCCUCAUAAGCCUAGUUUUUUGGGACCCACCGGCGGGGGAUUUUUGGGACAGUUGGUGCCCUCGGGCAGUCCUUGGCCUGCUUCUGCAGACAAAAAUUCGUCCCUAAAUGGUUCCAAACCCAAUUUGGAAGAUAGAAAUGAUGAGACAUCAACGAAAUCUCCUCUGGAAUACGUUCCUCAUAAGCCUAGUUUUUUGGGACCCACCGGCGGAGGAUUUUUGGGACAGUUGGUGCCUUCGGGCAGUCCUUGGCCUGCUUCUGCAGACAAAAAUUCGUCCCUAAAUGGUUCCAAACCCAAUUUGGAAGAUAGAAAUGAUGAGACAUCAACGAAGUCUCCUCUGGAAUACGUUCCUCAUAAGCCUAGUUUUUUGGGACCCACCGGCGGAGGAUUUUUGGGACAGUUGGUGCCUUCUGGCAGUCCUUGGCCUGCUUCUGUAGACAAAAAUUCGUCCCUAAAUGGUUCCAAACCCAAUUUGGAAGAUAGAAAUGAUGAGACAUCAACGAAGUCUCCUCUGGAAUACGUUCCUCAUAAGCCUAGUUUUUUGGGACCCACCGGCGGGGGAUUUUUGGGACAGUUGGUGCCCUCGGGCAGUCCUUGGCCUGCUUCUGCAGACAAAAAUUCGUCCCUAAAUGGUUCCAAACCCAAUUUGGAAGAUAGAAAUGAUGAGACAUCAACGAAAUCUCCUCUGGAAUACGUUCCUCAUAAGCCUAGUUUUUUGGGACCCACCGGCGGAGGAUUUUUGGGACAGUUGGUGCCUUCGGGCAGUCCUUGGCCUGCUUCUGCAGACAAAAAUUCGUCCCUAAAUGGUUCCAAACCCAAUUUGGAAGAUAUAAAUGAUGAGACAUCAACGAAGUCUCCUCUGGAAUACGUUCCUCAUAAGCCUAGUUUUUUGGGACCCACCGGCGGGGGAUUUUUGGGACAGUUGGUGCCCUCGGGCAGUCCUUGGCCUGCUUCUGCAGACAAAAAUUCGUCCCUAAAUGGUUCCAAACCCAAUUUGGAAGAUAGAAAUGAUGAGACAUCAACGAAAUCUCCUCUGGAAUACGUUCCUCAUAAGCCUAGUUUUUUGGGACCCACCGGCGGAGGAUUUUUAGGACAGUUGGUGCCUUCGGGCAGUCCUUGGCCUGCUUCUGCAGACAAAAAUUCGUCCCUAAAUGGUUCCAAACCCAAUUUGGAAGAUAUAAAUGAUGAGACAUCAACGAAGUCUCCUCUGGAAUACGUUCCUCAUAAGCCUAGUUUUUUGGGACCCACCGGCGGGGGAUUUUUGGGACAGUUGGUGCCCUCGGGCAGUCCUUGGCCUGCUUCUGCAAACAAAAAUUCGUCCCUAAAUGGUUCCAAACCCAAUUUGGAAGAUAGAAAUGAUGAGACAUCAACGAAGUCUCCUCUGGAAUACGUUCCUCAUAAGCCUAGUUUUUUGGGACCCACCGGCGGGGGAUUUUUGGGACAGUUAAUAAACUACGUGAGAUCGACGAAGUGUCCUCUGGACACUGUUCCUCAAAAUCUAGUUUAUUUGGAUCCACCUAUAGGGAGUUUAAAGGAAGCCCAUAGCCGUCUAGUGAACAUAAGUCGUAUCUCAUAA
This is a messenger RNA of Cylas formicarius (sweet potato weevil), 3754 nucleotides long. RefSeq lists its product as uncharacterized. Lineage: Eukaryota; Metazoa; Arthropoda; Insecta; Coleoptera; Brentidae. The record is from RefSeq and is a predicted model, not a curated record. The transcript is spliced from 2 exons. The coding region runs from base 884 to 3754 and encodes 956 amino acids.